Messenger RNA from Varroa destructor (honeybee mite), 2554 nucleotides. RefSeq lists its product as uncharacterized. Lineage: Eukaryota; Metazoa; Arthropoda; Arachnida; Mesostigmata; Varroidae. The record is from RefSeq and is a predicted model, not a curated record.
GCCAAAGCUUAGCCACCUAUUUAAAGGCUGAGGCCUGUCCACUUCGGCAGCAAACUUACCAAUAUAUAGAGUGAAGAAGAACAGAUUCAGGUAGAGAAACGCAAUAGCUCGUCCCAGGGAAGAGCAACUAGAAGGAGAAUACCAUAGUGGUCGGGUUUUAUCACUCUGUGAAGUAACUACCCCAACUCUAUUGUGUCAGCAAUGGGGCUAGCAGUGGUCGUUCUCGUGUUCAUCGCCGCAGGACAGCAGGGCGGUGUUAGAGCUGGCGAGCUGUUCAACCACUUCAAAUGUAGCAGUGGGAGCGGGAGCGGCUGUUUACAAGCGGACAAGCAGAACGACGUAGCCAAGCUUCCGCUUGCGUCGGGACCCUUUCCGGUCGGUCUUAACAACCACAACAACAACGACAACAACAAUCUCCAAGCGGCGUUAGUCAGAACAGCCAACAGCAAAACCGCGGGCGUCGACGCGGACUCUGUGGUCAGUCAGGGAGAGGUUGUGGAUCUGGCGCACAGCAAUGCCGCUGGUGCUACCGUUUCCAACCAUCGGCCGCUGCUAGAAAAAAACGCCGUCCCACUAACUUCAGCCAAAGAAGAACAGGCUGCGCGUGACUUUGGUUAUUUGCAGGCCGAGAGUCUCGAGGCCAGGGUUAUUGUCGGGUCCGCUAUCACCGUCGAGUCGACUAGGGAAAAAACGGUAGCGUCAAACAAACGAAUCACGGAAUAUGUUACAAAUGUGCCACCAAACAUGAUCAUUGUGUAUCAUUAUCACAAAAAGCGCUCGCCUUUGGUUUUACCGAGAAUUCCCGAUGACACAGUUUCUUUUAGCCACGUUGUGUAAUUGUCGCCAUAGUAGAUGUAUAUGCACUGUAGGUAUAUUGUGAAGUUUCAAGAGAGUUAACUUCAAUGGUGACUCGUGUCACUUGCCAUUAUACUAUAUUAUAUUGAUGUCUUGAUUUCGUGCCGUAGAGCAAUACAACCGCUGUAUUUAGACACGACGUGAGUAAUAGCCAUUACGCGCGCUGCACGUUCUUAGCAGCCUAAGCAAAUGCGCUUAAGGGGAAAAUGAUCUCGGUUUCGGUGUACCGCUACACAGCACUGUAUUGUCAGACGGGUAGAACGUCAUAUCUAUAACAUAUGACUAUAGCCACGUCAAAGAUCUAAAUGAAUACUACUUGUACUUUUUUUUUUAACUAGUUCUUUUUGACUCGAUUGGCCUUUAAUCGGGCCGCUGAUUGAAUCUGCCGAUUACCGUCUAUUGCCCCGUAACUGCUAUUAGAAAGAUUGUGACCGGCGAUGAUGCGUAUUUAUGCUUCUAGUAGUAAGUAUAGCUAUAUUGGUGAAAUUAAAAAUUAUUCUCUUUAGUAACGGGGCAAAGUCAACUGAGCAGAAUGUACAUACUUAUAUAUAUCUAUCUCCUUUUUAAAUGGCGGAGACUCCAGGAAGAAGUCUUUUCACUGCACUUUGGAAGAGAUUUCAUAAAACUGUAAGAACGCUAGACAGAUGAUGAUAUUUAGAUUUAUGUAAGUAUCGCAUUAACUAGUCGCUUAAUAACAAGUAAGUAAUAGGGACUGUGACUUAGUACUUUACACCAGGUGUGAUGAUUCUCAUUGGUUAUUUCUGAUUUGUAACGUACAAAAAAUGCGUUCACCAAAAAUUCAGCCCUCCUAGGGACUAUUAUAUGCACAUAUACACGGUGCUACUUAAGUUCGUGGAAGAAUACGACGUCGAGUACCACGUGUUUUUGCCUCUUACAAAAACCUCGGCCCGUUGUAAACAGCAGAACAAGAUAGGCUUACUACUCAUUUUAAAAAUAGGAUCUUCAUAAACACAAGUGCCCUCAUAUCAUACACAAGAUCAUGAAUAUAACGAUAACUAGUGUAGUAUCUUACUGGGGGGGACAAUUCAAAUUCAAGUUUAGCGGUGAAGCUAUAACGUUUAAAUAUAUUGAGUUUUAAGCAUAAUUGCAAAGAAUCGAAUUCGUUGCUCGUAAUAGAUUUAGUAUUAACUAUACGAGCUGGAUAUCGUAAUUGGAGGUAAAAUGAAAGUAGCUUUUCUUCUUCUUUACUAUGACCGGAAAAACAGCGAAACUUCUUAGGUUAACUAUACAUAUUCCGAACACGCGUAGGUAGAUCGCAAACACACUUCUUUCAGCAAUGCCACGAUUUCGUCCAGCAAUUUUUAUUCUAUCGAAAGGUUCUUCUGCUACAUGAAUUGUACCAUUUCGUUAUGGCAGUCGUAACCUGUGCGCGACCGUUUUCGUAAGCCAUGAACAGGUCGAUGUGUGAAAAGGGGAAAUCUACAAGCACGAGCUCAGUCGUAACCUACAGUAAAAAACAAGUUGGAAAAAUAAACUGAAAGGUUAAAAAAAUACGUUUCUCAGUAAUUUGAGGGUUGAAGUUGACAGCUUAUGCUUAAUACCUGCACACAUACCUUCCAGUGCUUCUUCUACUCAACCAUCGCUUGUUUCAUUAGUUAGCUGUGAAAAUAAUAGAGAAUAAAAAGUAAAAGGUAUGUUGACCUGGUCCCCGCGCCAUAUUUUGUUGUGGUAACAAAAU